CUCACCUUGACUUUCCCUGCUUGAGAUCAACCUGCAACCAUGACAACCAAAUCCACCAGCAGUGUUCUGGGUGGGAAGGCUUCCUCCUCUCCUCUCUUGUCCUCUCCAACGCGCCAGCGCCUGGUCACCAAGGAUGGACACUGUGCCCUUCGUCCCCCUCUGUGUCCAUCAGGCACAUGGCGUGGGGCUUCAAGCAGAGCCUGGAUGCUGGCCCUGCAGGACCUGUGGGGACUGUUGGUGGGUCUGCGCUGGAGAUGGGUCCUGCUGGCCUUCUGCGCCUCAUUCCUGGCUCACUGGCUGCUGUUUGCCUGUCUGUGGUACUUGCUGGCUCACCUCAACGGAGACCUGGCUGUGCAGGAUCAUGAUGCCCCCCCCCAGGGGCAUGUGGUUUGUGUGAAACACAUUACGAGCUUUACUGCCGCCUUUUCCUUCUCCCUGGAGACACAGCUGACCAUCGGCUAUGGCACCAUGUUCCCCAGUGGGGAUUGUCCCAGUGCCAUAGCACUGCUUGCUGUGCAAAUGCUGCUGGGGCUCAUGCUGGAAGCAUUUAUCACAGGUGCAUUUGUAGCCAAGAUUGCACGUCCCCAGAAGCGAGCAGGAGCCAUCCAGUUCAGCCCCCAGGCGGUGGUGGGCCAACACCAGGGCCAGACGUGCCUCAUGCUACGAGCCACCAACCUGUUGCAGCGACCUCUGGUGGAUGUAAAGGUGAGUGCUGUGCUCUACGAGGAACAUGAAGGUCAGGCCCUCCACCAGACGUCUCUGGACUUCCAUUUGGAUCAUCUGGGCCAGCAGCCCUGUCCCUUCUUCAUCUUCCCACUCACCUUUUACCACCCCCUGGAUCGCCGGAGCCCCCUCUACCCCACCCUGUGUGAGGGCACGUCCAACCACUUUGAGUUGGUGGUCUUCCUGUCAGCCUUGCAAGAGGGAACUGGCGACUCCUGUCAGAAGAGGACCUCCUACCUACGUCAAGAAAUCCAGUUUGACCGUCGCUUUGUCCCAGCGUUGGGGCUGGAUGCUCGGGGAAGGUACAUGGUGAGCACCCAGCACUUUGACACAGCCCACUCAAAGGAGCCUUUGAACAAGGACUGUGUGGUGCAGAUCAACGGAGAUGGCAGCGACAGGAUGGAGUAA
Messenger RNA from Xiphias gladius (swordfish), 1131 nucleotides. RefSeq names its product potassium inwardly rectifying channel subfamily J member 13 (gene kcnj13). Gene Ontology annotation, biological process: potassium ion import across plasma membrane; regulation of monoatomic ion transmembrane transport. Gene Ontology annotation, molecular function: inward rectifier potassium channel activity. NCBI's taxonomy places the organism in Eukaryota, Metazoa, Chordata, Actinopteri, Istiophoriformes, Xiphiidae. The transcript is spliced from 2 exons. The coding region runs from base 40 to 1131 and encodes 363 amino acids. The record is from RefSeq and is a predicted model, not a curated record. Gene Ontology annotation, cellular component: plasma membrane.